UGGUUUUACAUAUCGCGUUCCGAUUGGCGUGUGCAGGCGCUUUGCAGCUGCACUGCUGGCUUGAGAGUAUCGAGUUCGAGGUCGUCGAUCAUCUAACUAUAUGCUCGUGCUCUCACUUUCGUCUUUGGUGCAUGGCAUGGUCGCAGAGAUCUACUCAAUAGCGGAAACAGAGCUCGACCGGACGCGCAAAUAGACGGUACAAGAUGGCGAGCGUCGCAUUCAGAGGCACGCGGCGACUGCUGCAAGACAGCAAAGAAUAUGUGUCGUCGCACAAGUUCCACCUCAUCGAGGGCAAGACGCCGUUCUGGCGAAAGUUCAAGGCUUUGACACGUCUCAACCCCGAGAUUUCUUCCGGUAUCCCUCUCCUCGAGACAAACCGCAACCCUCCCCCUGGUUCGCGCCCGGAGCACCACUCGAUCCCUCCCUCGCGAGCUUCCGACAUCGCCGACAACCUCUACCACAGUCGCGACUUCAGGCGGAAGUAUGAGAAGCUGGAGAUGAUCACGCAAGAGAGUCUUACGAAGCUCCUCCUUGCGCAACCAAACGAGGACGGUACCAAGACGCUCGCCCCACCAGGCGAGGGGUCAUCAGCUACCUCAAAGGAGACAGCGCUCAUCGCGCCUUCAGAUCUCUCCGUGCCCAAGGCUUUCACGGAUGUGCUGGCGCAGGUUCACAAGACAGAGGCCUACAGCCCCACAAAGCUGCCGCCGACGCCGCCUUUCAAAAAGCCGCAUCACAUCCUCAAGCUGCAGCCAGGCGCUGUUCCGCAUGAUCCGGACCACUACUACCCGGCCGAGAACUAUGCAUGAGCAGGUGAAGAUGUCCGAUAAAUCUACGGCACUAGGGAGCUGUGCAAUGAAUGCAACGUCAUCAUUU
Molecule: messenger RNA, 876 nt
Organism: Tilletiaria anomala UBC 951
Lineage: Eukaryota; Fungi; Basidiomycota; Exobasidiomycetes; Georgefischeriales; Tilletiariaceae
Exons: 4
Coding region: 204-809 (201 amino acids)
Source: RefSeq, a predicted model, not a curated record